AUGUCGUCGUCGCCCACGAGCCCCAGCUCUCAGUCUCAUGUCUCGCGCAAUAACGGGAUACCCGCCAAUUUAAUUCUGAACUGGCAUAGUUCGCCACUGCACCUGGUGAAGCCCCUGGUGCGGCGGCCCAAGACGGCGUGCGAGAGAUGUAGAACAGCAAAGGUAAAAUGUCCCGGAGACGGCGAGCGCGAAUGCGGGCGUUGCACCAGUAGGGGCCUUUCAUGCAGAUACGCACAGUCGGCUCCGUCACCGAGCCCGGCUCACUCUCGGCCUCGCCCUGUUGCGCACCGGACUCUGCAGGAAGACGCCCAGAUGGACUUCCGUACGGCAGACCCUGCGGCCUUCUUCGGCGGCGGGGACAGCGGCGUCUUUCAGCAAAUGCUCGAUUCUUCCGGAGACUGGUCCACCAUGAACGACAUCUGUCCGCCAGACAGCGACCUGGACCAGCAUAUGGAUUGGGCCGCGGCGGACCCGUCCCUGAAGUGGUCGCCGGGCGACCGAGACCUGAUCGGCGGUCUGCUCAACACUUCGCUGACACCUCCGUCAACCUUGCCUAAUACUGCCAAUCAUACUCCUACAUCCGAGGAGCAGCAAUCCCUCUCGAGGCUCGGCCUUUACCCGUUCGUCACCAGCACAAAUGCAAGCGAGCUGACCGGGCAGAACCUGCUCGUCUCGCAAAGCUGCCAAUGCCGCUCGGGCCUUUCAAUGAUCAUCCCCAGCGCCCGCGCCGCGCUGCAGGAGCGUCGGCUCGACGUUGUCUGCGAGGUGACGGGCGACCUCGUGCGAAGCUGCCAGGACAUCGUCGAUUGCCGAAAGUGCGACAUCAACUGUACCGACCUGAUCUGCAUCAUGUCUAUUUUCCAAGAGGCCGACGUCUGUUUCGACUAUAUCGCUAAUGCUGACAUUGACGGACCCAUUACCGUGAGCCUGGGGUCCUACCAGACAGUAGUGGACGAAUUAGACGCCAAGCACUGGAGAAGGAUGUUGGUUAUGCAGUUGGUGAGGCGGGGUAAUGAUCUGCUGAACUCGAUCAGUGCCAAAAGUCAAGACAUGCUGAGGCAUCUGAACCCGGGUUGUCGGUUAGGCAGAACGAAUGUCGACUACUUGGAAGCUGUGAUUCGAAACUCCAAGGACAAUUUCCAACGAAUCAUAAGGGAAUUUCAUGACGAGGCAAGGAUGGCAAGGUGA
This is a messenger RNA of Pestalotiopsis fici W106-1, 1188 nucleotides long. RefSeq lists its product as uncharacterized. Gene Ontology annotation, biological process: regulation of DNA-templated transcription. Gene Ontology annotation, molecular function: DNA-binding transcription factor activity, RNA polymerase II-specific; zinc ion binding. The transcript has a single exon. The record is from RefSeq and is a predicted model, not a curated record. Lineage: Eukaryota; Fungi; Ascomycota; Sordariomycetes; Amphisphaeriales; Sporocadaceae. The coding region runs from base 1 to 1188 and encodes 395 amino acids.